Messenger RNA from Funneliformis mosseae, 3009 nucleotides. Lineage: Eukaryota; Fungi; Glomeromycota; Glomeromycetes; Glomerales; Glomeraceae. The record is from the annotation of a GenBank genome assembly.
AUGCUUGAUUUCUUUACAAUUUUAACGAAAGGUGGAAUUGUUCUUUGGUCGAAAUCUUUUACUCGCAUUACGUCUUCUCCGGUUGAUGCCUUGAUUAAGGAUGUAUUGAUUGAAGAGAGAGCCGGUGAAAACAGCUAUAUUAAAGAUUCCUAUAGCUUGAAAUGGACAUUCGCAAACGAAUUAGAUCUUAUUUUUGUGGCUGCUUAUCAGAAAAUUCUUCAACUUGCAUAUAUUGAGGAACUUCUUGCUACCGUUAAGAAAUUCUUUUGUGAUAAAUUUGCUGAACAUAUUCGAAACACAAGUAGUAUUCACAAAUAUGCAUUCGAUGAUGAUUUCAACACAAUAUUCAAUAAUAUCGAAGAAAAAGAUUCGAAGGGAUAUGAUAAAUUAUCUAAACCGCGACCAUUUGAACAAACUAAAAAAUUUAAAGAAACAAUUGAAGGAUCGAAGAAACUUAGUGUGAAUGAUAUAACAAAACCACCCACGAUCCCCAUCAUCAGUGAUGAUAAAAUUGCCCGCAAUAUUGAAGCAAUUCGUGGAAAGCCUACUCGAGGCCGUGGUGGACGAACUAAAUCUAGAAGUAGCAAACCGUCCAAUGAGUCCUCAUCAGAUGAUAAAAAGCCAACUAGAAAGAAAACAUUGCGUACAUGGGAAGACAAAAUUUCAAAAGAUGAAAUGGAAAGUUUGGAUUAUAGUGGGAACAAAGACGAUACAGAUAGGUCAUCGGCAGUAAAUACACAUAAUUUGGUUGAUCAAAACCAAUUUGGACAGAACAUCACUGGACAAAAAGAAAUUACACAACAAGAUCUUGUUCCGGCAUUAGCAAAAAUGAAGGAACAUUUAAUUAAAAAAAAUGUCGCAGCUGACAUUGCAACUCAUUUAUGUGAUUCUGUUGCAAGAAAUCUUGUAGGGCAAAAGACUGGAAGUUUUAAGAGCAUUCAAUCAACUGUGAAACAAUCUAUGGAAGUAUCAUUAAAACGAAUACUCACACCAAAGACAUCAGUUGACUUGUUACGUGAUAUUGCACAAGCUCAAUCUGAAUCACGUCCUUAUACAAUUUGCUUUAUUGGAGUAAAUGGUGUUGGUAAAUGCUUUGCAAGGGGGACCAAAUUUUUAAUGUACGAUGGUACAUACAAAAAUGUUGAAGAGCUCACUGUUGGUAAUCAAAUUAUGGGAGAUGAUAACAGCCCAAGGACUAUUCAAUCUACUACCAGAGGUGAAGGCAGCAUGUAUCGUAUUUUCCCAAAUGAUAAAGGUCCGGCCGAACCUUUCGAAUGUAACGACCAGCAUAUCCUAGUGCUUAAAUUCGCUGCUAACCCAUUCAUACAAAGUGGUGAAAUUCCUAUCACUGGAUUUCACCCCAGAAUUCGUCUCUUCUGGUAUGAAUAUGACGAGGUGAACAAUAUGAUAGUUAAAAAGACCGAUUCUUACUAUUACGGUCCUGGAAAACUUUAUCUUAAAAAAGAAGCAGCUAAGAAAGCAGCGAUACAAGAUAUGGCGAGAAAACCCAAUCUCGCAAUAACAGAUUUUAUUUGGGAGGUACCGGUCAAGGAUUUCUUAACCGCGUCAUAUGAUGUACGACGAAAUUGUCUUAUGUUUAAACCAAGCAAAGUUAUUUUUAAAGUAGCACAAGGAAAAUUUCGUAUUAUUUUAAGCGAAAUUCUUGGGAUUGAUCCUACGGAUUCUCAGAUUUCAGCUGCUGCUUGGCUCGUUGGUGCAUGGAUUAGUAAUGGACUUGAAACCUCGCCAACAAUAUGUGUCAACGAGAAUGAAAUUGAAAUAGUGAAGGCGAUGGAAAAAUAUGGUGAAACGUUGAAUUGGAAAUGUAUUAAAGAUAAUUCAAAUAAAGAACAACAGAGAAUUUCAUUUAUUCAUGGUAGCGGUUUUGAAAGCGAGUUCUUACGUCUUCUCCGUAUGCUCGAUAUUUUGGAUGCUAAAAAAGUACCACCAGUCAUUAUGACCGAUGAACUCGAUCAGGUUCGUUUGCCUCUCCUUGCCGGAAUCUUAGAUAUUGGCGGGCAUUUACUAGAAAAACAGAAGGGAUCUUACGAGUAUAUCUACCAAUCUCCACAGAAGCGAUGUAACAUCGUUGAACAAGUUCGUAAUUUGGCCAAUUUAUCAGGAUUUUGUUCCAUCAAUGUUAAGAGAAGAAUGAAAGAGGUUUCAAAUAAUAUAACGGCACCAUAUUUUUAUACAACCAUCACUGGUAAUGAGUUAGAUAAGCUUCCAUUAAUCGUAUCACGUAAAAAGGUAUGUAAACACCGUGAUUGCAACCUUAAGCUAGACAAUCGUGAUAUGGUAUGGAGCUUUAAAGUGGUGAAUGUUGGCCUUGGUCCAUAUUACGGAUUCAAAGUUGAUAAAAACGAGCGCUUCUUAUUGGCGGAUUUGACUGUGGCCCAUAAUUCUACAAAUCUAUCGAAGACUUGUUUUUGGUUAUUACAAAAUGGAUUAAAGGUCCUCAUUGCAGCGUGUGAUACUUUUAGAUCAGGUGCCGUAGAACAAUUAAGAGUGCAUGUUAGAAAUUUGAAUGCUUUGGGCCAAAAUUCAACUGUUGAAUUAUAUGAACGUGGAUAUGGCAAAGAUGCUGCCGGGAUAGCAAAAGAUGCAGUCAACUAUGCAAAAGCAAAUAAAUUUGAUGUCGUAUUGAUCGAUACGGCAGGACGUAUGCAGGACAAUGAACCAUUAAUGCGUGCGUUAGCGAAGCUGGUAUCUGUGAAUAAUCCAGAUAAAAUAAUAUUCGUUGGCGAAGCUUUAGUUGGGAAUGAAGCAGUUGACCAACUUACAAAAUUCAAUCAAGCAUUGAAAGAUUUUUCUGGAUUGCAAAAUCCGCGACAAAUUGAUGGAAUGAUCUUGACGAAAUUUGACACAAUUGAUGAUAAGGUUGGUGCGGCUUUAUCGAUGACUUACACAACGGGGCAACCGAUAUUAUUUGUUGGAACCGGACAAACUUAUACAGAUUUAAAGAAUAUGAGAGUUGGACAUAUUGUGCAUGCUCUCCUUAGGGAAUAA